Molecule: messenger RNA, 1437 nt
Organism: Pan troglodytes (chimpanzee)
Lineage: Eukaryota; Metazoa; Chordata; Mammalia; Primates; Hominidae
Gene: RHOG
Product: ras homolog family member G
Exons: 3
Coding region: 277-852 (191 amino acids)
Biological process (GO): small GTPase-mediated signal transduction
Molecular function (GO): GTP binding; GTPase activity
Source: RefSeq, a predicted model, not a curated record
ACUUCCUCCGGCCUCCCGCUCUCACUUCCUUCUCGAGCCCGGAGCCGCUGCCGCCGCCCCCAGCUCCCCCGCCUCGGGGAGGGCACCAGGGUCUUGCUCUGUCGCCCAGGCUGGAGUGCAGUGGUGUGAUCAUAGCCCGCUGCAGCCUUGACCACCCUGGGAUCAAGUGAUGCUCCCACCUCAGCCUCCCGAGUAGCUGGGACUACAGGUCACUGCAGCCAGAGGGGUCCAGAAGAGAGAGGAGGCCCUGCCUCCACUACAGCAACUGCACCCACGAUGCAGAGCAUCAAGUGCGUGGUGGUGGGUGAUGGGGCCGUGGGCAAGACGUGCCUGCUCAUCUGCUACACAACUAACGCUUUCCCCAAAGAGUACAUCCCCACCGUGUUCGACAAUUACAGCGCGCAGAGCGCAGUUGACGGGCGCACAGUGAACCUGAACCUGUGGGACACUGCGGGCCAGGAGGAGUAUGACCGCCUCCGUACACUCUCCUACCCUCAGACCAACGUUUUCGUCAUCUGUUUCUCCAUUGCCAGUCCGCCGUCCUAUGAGAACGUGCGGCACAAGUGGCAUCCAGAGGUGUGCCACCACUGCCCUGAUGUGCCCAUCCUGCUGGUGGGCACCAAGAAGGACCUGAGAGCCCAGCCUGACACCCUACGGCGCCUCAAGGAGCAGGGCCAGGCGCCCAUCACACCGCAGCAGGGCCAGGCACUGGCCAAGCAGAUCCAUGCUGUGCGCUACCUCGAAUGCUCAGCCCUGCAACAGGAUGGUGUCAAGGAAGUGUUCGCCGAGGCUGUCCGGGCUGUGCUCAACCCCACGCCGAUCAAGCGUGGGCGGUCCUGCAUCCUCUUGUGACCCUGGCACUUGGCUUGGAGGCUGCCCCUGCCCUCCCCCCACCAGUUGUGCCUUGGUGCCUUGUCCGCCUCAGCUGUGCCUUAAGGACUAAUUCUGGCACCCCUUUCCAGGGGGCUCCCUGAAUGCCUUUUUCUCUGAGUGCCUUUUUCUCCUUAAGGAGGCCUGCAGAGAAAGGGGCUUUGGGCUCUGCCCCCCUCUGCUUGGGAACACUGGGUAUUCUCAUGAGCUCAUCCAAGUCAAGGUUGGACCCCUCCCCAAGAGGCCAACCCAGUGCCCCCUCCCAUUUUCCGCUACUGACCAGUUCAUCCAGCUUUCCAUACAGUUGUUGCUGCCUAUUGUGGUGCCGCCUCAGGUUAGGGGCUCUCAGCCAUCUCUAACCUCUGCCCUCGCUGCUCUUGGAAUUGCGCCCCCAAGAUGCUCUCUCCCUUCUCCAAUGAGGGAGCCACAGAAUCCUGAGAAGGUGAAUGUGCCCUAACCUGCUGCUCUGUGCCCAGGCCUUAGGCAUUUGCUGACUGACUCAGCCCCCAUGCUUCUGGGGACCUUUCCUACCCCCAUCAGCAUCAAUAAAACCUCCUGUCUCCAGUG